Paramecium octaurelia is the source of this 501-nucleotide messenger RNA. NCBI's taxonomy places the organism in Eukaryota, Ciliophora, Oligohymenophorea, Peniculida, Parameciidae. The record is from the annotation of a GenBank genome assembly.
AUGCAAAGUUAUAUACCUGAGGAUCCAUAAAUAAAUAAUAAUGAAUAACCAAAGAAAAUUAAAAAAAAAAACAAAUAUGAUUAUCACAGAAAAAAGAAAAGAAGUUUUGAUGCUUCUAAUACUAAAAAACCAACUUAAAAAUUCGCACUAGAGGAGGAUAAGCUUAUUCUACAGUUAGUUCUAAAUGUCGGUCCUAAGUUUUAAAAAAUUCAUAAACACUUUCCAGGAAAAACUCUGGCCAUGGUAAAGAAUAGAUAUUACAAAUAUCUUCGGUAUAGAUGGGAGAUCUUGGGAUAGUAUUUUGUUUAAAAUAUUUUUAGAAACUAUAAACAUCUAAGCAUUCCACAAGAUUCAUAUGAAAAUUUGUGUGAAUAAUAAAAAAUUAUAAGUGAUCAACUUGAGGAGGAAAAGAGCGACUUAAUAGCGUAAAUUAUCUCCCAUACAAAACUACUUUCAAAUGCUCGAAUGUUUGUUGAAUAUCUAAUUGAACAAUUAUUAUGA